AUGGCGGCUAGCUAUUUGCGGCUGCAGUUGAUGCGCUCUUCCAAGGCUGCCUUUGGGUGCACAUUUGGUGCGCAACGCCGCUCUACCCAAUUCUUUAGACUUCGCUAUACUAGCAGAUUACUUCCUCCGCUAUCGAGAUCUUACGCCACUGUCAAUCCUGGUGAUCCGAAACCUCCGCGCGAAGAUCCCGAGAAAAAGAAAAACGAGCCCGACGGUUCACCAAAGUCUGCGGAAGAACAUGGAAGCAAAGACCAGAACGAAGAAUCAAAGACAAAAGGCGCCAACACCACAGAGUUUUCUCCCCUCACAGAGGAAGAAAUCACGCAGAUCAACGAAGUUGCACAAAUGAUUAAAAUUGGCCUACCCAAGUCGCAAGCCGCGGCGGUCGAUGAAGCUGUCCAGUUGAUGCAGAAAGGUGGAAUUCCAAAGGAGCUGCGAGAAGUUAUGGAAACCCGGAGGAAUGAUCCUAAGAAGCGAAUCGAUCUGGCAACUACCGUUCGCCUCGUUGGCCUCUUCACCAAAAUGUCUCGCAUGAGCCCGGAGGAAAUUCGAGAAAAGUACGGUCAAAAGACUCAGUCCACCAAGACCGAGGCGCCUGAAGAGACACCGUUGUUUGAACAGUCCAACAAGAGGCAGGAUCAAAAUCGAAAACGCAAGCAGCAGAAAGGACAAGAGAGUCAAAUUCCGAAGAUGACUGAGAUCCGGUUGGAUGUAGGCACAACUGUACUGGCGGCCAUCCUUUCCUACUACCUGUACCGCACCCUCUAUCCAGCCGAGUCGUCCCAAGACAUCACAUGGCAAGAGUUCAGAACCACCUUCUUCGACCGGGGCCUUGUUAGCAAACUCACUGUUAUCAACCGCAAUCGUGUCAGGGUUGAGCUUCACCGAUCGGCCGUCGCUGAACUAUAUCCGUCUUCGCCGGCAAAUAAUCCCAAUUUCUAUUACUACUUCACCAUAGGCUCCGUGGAAGCAUUUGAACGAAAAUUGGAUGAAGCACAUAAUGAAUUGGGAAUUCCAAGCAGUGAACGGAUUCCCGUGGCCUAUUCCGAUGAAGUACCGUUGAGUGCCGCCAUCCUUUCCUUCGGCCCAACUCUCUUAUUCGUGGGCGCAUUGUUCUGGCUCUCGAGAAGGGCAGCAUCAGGAGCAGGAGGCCAAAGUGGAAUCUUCGGCAUUGGCAAGUCCAGAGCAAAGAGGUUUAACCAUGAAACUGACGUGCGAAUUAAAUUUGCCGACGUUGCGGGCAUGGAUGAAGCAAAGCUUGAGAUCAUGGAGUUUGUUUCUUUUCUGAAAGAUCCUUCUAAGUAUCAGAGCUUGGGUGCGAAGAUACCUCGCGGCGCAAUUUUAUCAGGUCCUCCGGGUACGGGUAAAACCUUGCUGGCAAAGGCGACGGCCGGUGAAUCUGGAGUUCCCUUCUUCUCCGUUUCUGGUUCGGAAUUCGUCGAAAUGUUUGUCGGUGUUGGUCCAUCUCGAGUACGAGAUCUGUUUUCAAAUGCCAGGAAGAAUACCCCUUGCAUCAUCUUCAUCGAUGAAAUCGAUGCCAUUGGCAAGUCAAGAGCUAAACAGAACUUUGGUGGUGGCAAUGACGAACGAGAGUCUACACUCAACCAGAUUCUGACUGAGAUGGAUGGUUUUAAUACUUCGGAGCAAGUCGUUGUCCUCGCUGGCACAAACAGACCCGACGUUCUCGACAAAGCCUUGAUGCGUCCAGGGAGGUUCGAUCGGCAUAUCGUCAUUGACAGGCCAACUAUGGAUGGUCGCAAACAAAUAUUCAAAGUCCACCUACGCAAGAUUGUGACCAAGGUCGAUCUGGAGUAUUUGACUGGACGUCUUUCAGCCUUGACUCCUGGGUUUUCUGGUGCCGAUAUCGCCAACUGUGUCAAUGAGGCUGCUUUGAUUGCUGCUCGUGCAAAUGCAACCUCGGUCGAGAUGAUUCAUUUUGAACAAGCCAUUGAACGUGUCAUUGGCGGUCUGGAGAAGAAAUCACUGGUCUUGUCACCUGAAGAGAAGAAGACUGUAGCAUACCACGAGGCUGGUCAUGCCAUCUGUGGCUGGUUCUUCAAAUAUGCCGACCCGCUCCUUAAGGUCUCCAUCAUUCCGAGAGGACAAGGCGCUUUGGGUUACGCGCAAUAUCUCCCUGCUGGGGGUAACGAUGUGUACCUAAUGAGUGUCAAGCAGCUAAUGGACCGCAUGGCCAUGACUCUUGGUGGGCGAGUAAGCGAAGAAAUUUGGUUCGACACCGUGACCAGUGGUGCAUCCGAUGAUUUCAACAAAGUUACACGAAUGGCGACAGCCAUGGUGACAGAAUGGGGCAUGUCAUCAAAAAUUGGAUACCUUCACUAUAAAGAUGACGAGCAGCGCCUGCAUAAGCCAUUUUCCGAGGAGACGGCCCGAAACAUAGACGCCGAAGUUCGCCGGAUCGUCGAUGAGGCAUACAAACAAUGCAAAGACCUGUUGCUGGAAAAGAAGGAGCAAUUACAAGCGGUUGCCGAAGAAUUAUUGCAGAAGGAAAUGCUCGUACGAGAUGACUUGGUCAGAAUUCUCGGUCCAAGACCGUUUGAGGAUCCGGGAGACUUCCACAAAUAUUUCGAUAAUACAGAGGGAAAGAUCGCACCGCCACCACCGCCCACUGAACAAGAAGGCCCUUCUGGAAACUUCCCUGGUCAACCCGCGCCGGCCUUCAAAUGGAUCAAGCAAUAA
Rhinocladiella mackenziei CBS 650.93 is the source of this 2697-nucleotide messenger RNA. RefSeq lists its product as uncharacterized. Gene Ontology annotation, molecular function: metalloendopeptidase activity; zinc ion binding; ATP binding. Gene Ontology annotation, cellular component: m-AAA complex; membrane. The transcript is spliced from 2 exons. The record is from RefSeq and is a predicted model, not a curated record. Gene Ontology annotation, biological process: mitochondrial protein processing; protein-containing complex assembly. Bases 1 to 2697 code for a protein of 898 amino acids. Lineage: Eukaryota; Fungi; Ascomycota; Eurotiomycetes; Chaetothyriales; Herpotrichiellaceae.